Dunckerocampus dactyliophorus (ringed pipefish) is the source of this 19721-nucleotide messenger RNA. Its product is annotated as versican core protein-like. The record is from RefSeq and is a predicted model, not a curated record. Lineage: Eukaryota; Metazoa; Chordata; Actinopteri; Syngnathiformes; Syngnathidae. Gene Ontology annotation, biological process: cell adhesion. Gene Ontology annotation, molecular function: calcium ion binding; hyaluronic acid binding. The transcript has 15 exons. The coding region runs from base 214 to 18480 and encodes 6088 amino acids.
CCCUUUCUGCCUCUCCGUCCACAACCAGAUCCAAUCUCGGAGCCGGUCCACGCAGCUCGGGAGUGGAGCAUCUAGGUGGAGAAACGUGCUGCUGCUACGCCGGUCAGGAGUGGACACUUUUGGAACACUUUUACGCACGCACUUUUACGCACUGGGACUUACUGGAUUUAAUGACAUAGUUCUGGCAUUAUAUGGAAUAAAAGCGACUUCAAUAUGAUACGACAUAUAAAGCAGAUCCUGUGGUUAUAUUGCCUCUGUCAAGCAGCAACUGCAAGCAUUCCCAGCACACUAUCAAUCAUCAAGCCAGUCACUGGUUUCCUCUCUGGGAAGGUGAACCUUCCCUGCUUCUUCUCAACCAUUCCCACCUCUGCGCCAGUCAUCCCUCCAAAUGCCACCAUUCUUUAUUCCAAAGACUAUUUACGCAUCAAAUGGACGAAGAUAGAGGGUGGGGUAGAGUCAACAGUGUUGGUAGCUCAAAACGGGGUCAUCAAGAUUGGCUCCACCUACAGGAACCGUGUAUCCGUGCCCAGUCACCCUGAGGAUGUGGGGGAUGCUUCAUUGACCAUAGUGAAGCUACGUGCUAGUGAUGCAGGCACGUACCGCUGUGAGGUCAUGUACGGAAUUGAAGACACUCACGACACAGUUAACCUCGAUGUGAAUGGUGUCGUCUUUCACUACCGUUCCAAAACCAGCAGGUACACGUUGGACUACCAGGGGGCUGUCGAGGCUUGCCAAAACAAUGGAGCAACCAUCGCCACGUACGACCAGUUGAAAGCAGCGUACGAGGAUGGUUUUGAUCAGUGUGACGCUGGAUGGAUUGCUGACCAGACGGUUAGAUACCCAAUUAGAAACCCCAGGAAGGGCUGCUUUGGCAACCUACUGUCAAAACCUGGGGUGAGGUCAUAUGGAAUCAGGAAACCCACAGAGACCUAUGAUGUAUAUUGUUAUGUGGACAACCUUUACGGCGAGGUGUUCUUCCCUCCUGUAAGCCAUAAAAUGACUUUUGACGAAGCAAAAGAAGAGUGUGAGAAGAGGAACAGCGAGCUGGCAUCUCCCGGCCAGCUUCAUGCCGCGUGGCGACGGGGCCUGGACCGGUGUGACUAUGGCUGGCUUUCAGACGGCAGUGCCCGACAUCCUGUUGCUGUACCCAAAAUUCAGUGCGGUGGAGGCCUGCUGGGGGUCAGGACCAUGUAUCGCUAUAGGAAUCAAAGUGGAUUCCCAGAACCAACGACUAAGCUUGGAGCUUACUGUUUUAAAGGAAAGAAACUGAUGAUCAACCAAACUUCUUUUGUGGAUUUGUCAGUGGCCACUGCCACCAGUGAAAACAUCACCUCCUCCACCACUCCUUUACUAGAGAGUAGUGUGCUUACUGAAACCCAACCGUUAGAAACUGGAUCAGAUGCUCAAGCAGAACCUGCAGUUGCUACGAAUCCUCCAUCUAUGUUUUCUACCAGUAUGGUUCCACCUCGACCCACUCCGGCAGGCAUAGAGGAGGAGUUAUUCACCACCGUGGCACCAACCAUCAUGGAAGAACAUGAAGACAUCGAUGACCUGGCACCAGUGGAUCCAGACUUUGAUGUUGAAGACUUUAUACAUGAAAAUGUAACCUAUGUUGAAUCUGUUCCCCAAAGGGGCGACUCAUUACCUGAACUCCACAUCACAACUGGAAGCACUGACACAACAGAAGCAAUUGAAGAGCCGAACGAUCACUCUGUGAUUGAGAUCAGCACCAUUAAACCUGACAUAAUCCUACCAGAUGCAUCCGUCAGCACAGAGCCCAUGUUUGCUGAGGGGGAAACUGAAGAAACUAUUGUGGAUUCUGAAGCAAAAGAAUCAACUGAUGUGACGACAUCAAUUGAUUCAAUCACCUUUCCGUUCUAUGAUGGUGACACUGAUGAGAUGGAGACAGAUGUUCUAGUAGAAGCACUGUCACCCACACAGCCAACAUCACACGACCCCAUACUCAGCACAGAUGAAACAGACAUCCCUGCCACCACCGCCAUUCCCACCAGCACCACCACUUUCAUGUGUAACACUCAGCCUGGCAGCGAAGUGGACAUCGCCACGACAACCCACAAGCCACUGGAAACAACCACACAGCACACAAAGGACGUCAUGACACCGGAGGAAACCCUAUCUGCAUCCGGGACGGGUGCUCCAAUUCUCAUCGACGUCAGUGUGACAUCACCAGAGGAUGUGUUGCCAAGUGUCUUUGAUCAGUCCACCGCUCAGGUGUUGGAACAAAACAGUGAUGCUCUCACUACAACAGACAUUGAUGCAGAGUUCUUCACAUCCGCUCCAAUGAUUUCAGCUUCAGGCAGUACCAACAGCACCAUCACCCUGGAAAAAAUGGUCACAGAGUCCAUUAAGGACACCACGGUGAUGCAGAACCAGAACACACCAGUUGACCAGGUCCUUCAGUCACAAGACCUUCACUCUCCUGUCCUACCGGUGAUGCCUGAUCUUCCCACUCCAUCCGUGGUAGAUGGUGAGCCCACCCUGCAGAGUGGAGAUCCAGACUUAUCACCUGCCACUGUAACUGUCGCUCCAGUUGUUAGUUUUAUUAAUGGCAAACAUGAGAUCACGCUCAAUCCGCUGGGUCCCGAGGACAGAGAAGCCAAAGGUACCCAUAUUGUGACAAAUGUGACAACUUUCGAAGGAAGUGAAGAAAUAACUACAGUGUUUGAUUAUGGAUGGCCCGACCUAACUUUCAAUGGCGUAACUGAAUCAACAAAUGGGAUCCUCUCAAGCACAGAAACACUGAACCCGGAUGACCCUGACUAUGAUAUUAUUCCAAUAGUUGAAACAAAACCUCCUCAAAUUUUCCCUGAACAUGAAUCUAGAAUGACAACCACAGAGGGGAUGUGGGAUGUGACAACUACUUCUGCUCAAAUGCUUCCGACUGUAUCAACAGCUGAGGCACACAUGACCAAAAGAGCAGAGCGCACCCAAACAAUAAUAACAGACAAAGAAACCUCUUCUGUCAUCACCGCCACUGAAAAAACGGAGGUUGGCAAGUCAGAGGGCACGCCCACAACUAUGGAGAGUGACUCACAAGUGACUCAGACAGAAAAGGCGGAGGAUCGAGCCCCAUCUCCCUCUGCAGCUGAACAUCACACAGACAGAUACUUUGCUGAGACCACAGUGGAGGAAAUAAAAAGCACAUACGCCCCUCGAGCUGCUGAAGACUCCUCUCAAGGUACUCCACAGUCUCUGUACCCAUCCUCGACUAAUGAUGCUGAUGGGAAAACCGCAACAAUAAGCUCCACUCAAGAUAGAGAGAAAAAAAAGGAAGCCCAUACCGCUGAGGAAUAUGCCUCCAGCACAACAGUUCCCACAUCAUUAAGGACUUCAGAGUUCCCUGAAGGAACUACCAAGGCUGAGUUAACACCUGAUGGUGAUGUUGAAUCAUUGAUAUCAACCUCUACCAUAUCUGAGCCUUCAGCGGGUACAGAGACAAGUCAAGUAGGUAAAACAGGUAAUCUGACUGAUGGGCUAUUGAUUGAAGAAGGCUCAGGGGAUCAAACAUUAGAUGGAUUGACAAUCAGACUACCCUCACAUACCUUCCCAGGAGUUGUGACUUCUUCCUCAGGUUUGCACUCUACACAGUCUGAACAGUCUACUCACGAGAGUAAAGUAGAUACAGUCACAAGUGUGCACACUGGGAGUCAUGAAGAUGCGAUUGCAACUCCUCCAUCUCAUGAAUCGAUUACAAUCACCACUUUACCCUUAUACAGUACCACUGAAUUUAACAAAACAACAAUAGCAUCUCUCACUGAAUUUGCCAAUGAGUCCUCCCCACAAAGUGCUUCCCAAACAAUUACACUGCAGAGCCAAAAACUGGACACAAGGAAGGCAACUGCUGUGACAUCAACUUCUCCACUCUCUAGCAACUCGAAGCAUGAUGAAAAUAUUCCAAACGCAGCUGUACGAACCACCAGUGAUGCUAAAGAUCAUAUUCAACCUUCGACAGCAAUCCCAGACACAAAACCAUUCCAUCCGUUUGGGCAAAACCCAGACAAUCAAACAUUUGCUAUGACAUCAAUAGAAAAUGCAGUGACCCCUAAUAUGGGGAAUGUAGUAACAAUGACAGCACAUCAAGAAACAAUCUCUAUCACUGAAAAAGCAGACACAAGCUCUGGACGUUUCAUAGUCACAUCUCCAGUGUCUAACACAGAGGAACAUACAACAUUGUACAAAGGCUCAGAGAAGCCAUCGGAGACAGUUACAACCGCAGACAUGUUUCAAACAGAAGAACCUUCCUUAGAACAUCAUGCUUCCACUGUUCAGACAAUGGAUACAAAUGAUCUUUUCACAUCAUCUGAUGUAGAUGGGUCUGGAGAGGACCUUCUACAAAUGUCCACACAAAUUAUCCCAAGUACAGUUUCUACUUAUAGCACAGAGGCCUCAACAGCAGCCACAGAAAGAGUUGAAAUCUAUGCGACUAAAACGGCCACACGGGAAUUUUCAGUAACUCCUAAAAAAAACGUGAUAAGCACAGUAACACCUCCAAGUAUGGUCAGGAGCAAUUUCUCGACUGUUUCAGAAACAGGGGAUACAGUUACUCCAUCCAUACUUGAACAGGAACUCAUGAAGAGGAUAACGAAUCAGACAGAAGAACCAUCAGUACUGACUCCUGUUUCUGAUUAUGGUGACGAUAUAAGCAAUGAGACGACGAUGGUUGAAUCAGUUCCUUUCCUUAGUGGAUCAACCAUCAAACCUGGUACAGGAUCAUUGGUCACUACCACAAACACAGAAACCUCUGGAGAUAACAUUGAUGUGUCUACCGAAGAGUCAAACAUCAUACCAGUAUUUAGUACAGAGACAUCAGCAGUAACAGCAACACAUCAAGAUGGAACAAAUAACAUUCCAAGAACAUCUGCCUCUUCUACAUCACCCCUAAAUACUGAAAAAACAACUUUGGGAUCUUUGGAAAUACAAGAGACCGGUGAAGUAUCCAUGUUCACAGAGGCAAGCUCUACUUUGCCAACACCAGAUGAAAACAGUUCAGGUGGUCAAACGCAGACAGCUUCUUCUACAUCCUCUUUGUUGUUUAGCAUCAAAACAUCUACAGUGCUGGAUGGUGAAAAAACAGAAAUUUCUGCCACAGAGCCAACUGUUUCAUACAUUGAAGAUGGAGUGAGAAGUGUGAGUACGAUGGUUAAGUCUGUUCCUUCAUUAAGUGGCUCGACGAGCCAACCACAUCUGGUAUCAUUCUUCACUACCACAUUCACAGAGAGUUCCGGAGGCAGAACAAAUGAGUUUACCAAAGAGCCAAAACGCAAAACAACUGUUUCUUCGAUCUUUAGUACAGAAACACCAUCACUAACAACAUCCCACGAAGACAGCACAAAUCUCAUUCCAAAAACAACAGUUACUGCUGCAUCCUCCCUUUACAGCACUGAGAAAACAAAUCCAAUAUCUCCAGAAAUGCAAAGAUUCAGUACAGGUAAGACGGAUGAAGGAGUAUUAACAACCAAGAACCAUAUUCUGAACCCAACUGAUCAAGAUGGUUCAGGAGACAAAAACCAGGAAAUGUUUCUUCAGAUGUCUUCUGUCACUGCUGCUUCGACACUCUACACCACUGAGGCACUAACAGCAGAGACUGUACCAUCUACUGUGUCAGACAUUAAGGUUGAAGAUGCGAGUACGGAAUCCAUUGGAUUUGUCACUGUGUCAAGUAUGACACCUGAAACCAAAUCAUUUUCAAUUAGUAGAAAUGUCACAGAAGGUUCUGGAGACACUGCUGAUAUUAUUGGAGAGUCAUUAAUUUCUACAAUUACCACCACCUCAGUACUACCACUCACUGACGCCGCAGCAAUAACGGCAUCUCAUAAAACACCUUCUGACGACUCAUCAGCACCACCAGAGACAAGAUCGGCUACAGAGACCACAGGUGAACAAAUGACUGAGAUGCCCACAAAAGUCCCUCCAUCCUCAGAGGGUUCCUCAUUUUUUAGUACAGAGAAACCAACAGAGCUGCUGGUCUAUGAUGUGACAAGCACAAUAGAAUUAUCUCCAAGUGUUUCUUCUAUUGUAUCCUCUACAGUUGCAGAUAUUGUGAAUGAAGGUAUGGUCAGUGAAAUUAUGAUGGUUGAAUCUGUUCCCUCAGUCAGUGGACCAGCCAUCCAACCUGAAAUUGCAUCAUUUUUCACCACAAUAGAAACAGAUAGUUCUGGAGACAUAACUGAUGAGUUUACUGAAGAGUCAAAAAUCACAAGGCCUACUGUUUCUUCAGUGUUUAGUACAGAGACACCAGCAGUGACAGGUUCACAUAAAGAUGGAACAAGUAAAACACCAGAAAUGACAGUUACUGCUACGUCAUCCCUGGACAGUACUAAACAAUCAACACCAAUGUCUGCUGAAAUGCAAAUGGCAGUCAAGACUGAUAACAUGACUUUUACUAACAUCUCAAAAAGUCAAGCUGGUUCUGGUCAUCAAACUCCAGACAUAUCUUCUGUGAUCACUAUAUCUACUCUCUACAGCACUGAAGCACCAACAGCAGAAUUUCCAAAUGAAUCAUCUGCAUCUGGCAUUGGCUCAAGCACGACACCUGCAACAGAAUCAUUAUCAGUCAGCACUACUUUCACCGAAGGUUCUGGAGAUGAGCUCACUGGAGAGUCAUUCAUUUCAGCAACAACUUUUUCUUCAGUGUUUAGCACUGAUACCCCAACAAUGACAACGUCACAUGAAAUGCCAACACAGACCCCUGCACACACAAGUCAGACUGACGUGUCAUUAGUAACACCUGGAAAUAGUUCAGCUUUCCCAGACACAGAGGAAGACCGCUCAGGAGAGCAAAUGACUCCUACAGCUUCCUCAAUGUUAAGAACAGUAAAAACAACAGAACUGCCCCUUGAGGAUAAAGAGACUUUGGCCACAGAUUCAUCCUUUUACAACACUGACUCCCCAAAAGAAAUGUUGCAUGAAACAACAGAAAACAAAAUACCAUCAGUUACACAAGAACCUUCAGUUUCCAUGAGCUCUGAUGUGACAACUCCAAUAUCAACAUUUCCAACUGCUUCUUCUAUGGUAUCAUCUACUAUUUCAGAUAUUGAGGAUGAAAUUAUAACCAGUGGUAUGAUGGCUGAGUUCCCGUCUUCCUCCAGGGAACCAACUAUGAAGACUGGAGUACCAUCAUUUUUUACUACCGCAGAUAUAGAAAGUUCUGGAGAUGGCAAUGGUGAAUUUCGUGAAGAGUCAAAAAUCCUAACUCCUUCUGUUUCUUCAUUAUUUAGUACAAAGACUCCAGCACUGACAGCAUCCCGUGAUGAUGUAACAAGAAACCUUUUAAAGACACCUGUUACUACUUUGUCAUCCCUCUACAGUACUGAAUCAACUCAAGUGUCUUCUGAAAUGCAAGCAUCUUUAAUUCCAGCUAAGACUGAGGAAACCUCACUUCUGAUUUCUGUAGAUGAAGGUGGUUCAAGUGAACAGACCCAAGACAAAUUAACUCAGUCAUCUCCCAGUGUUACAUCUACUCUGUACAUCAUUGGAGCACCGACAGCAGAAUCUCGUGUAAGAUUAUCGACUUCUCCAGAGACUAAACUUGGGAACACUGAGUUAAUUCCAUCCCUCACUGGAUCAAGUAUCUCACCUGAAACAGAAUCACUGUCAUUUGUUAGUACCACUUUCUCUGAAGGUUCAGGAGACAUCACUGUUAAUCCAAUGACUGAGAUGCCCAGAAACGUCACUGCAUCUCAAGCAGCUUCCUCCACAAUGCACAUAGGAACAGAUACCUACAACAAGAAGAUACAACCAACAACACAACUGCCUCUUGAGGAAAACAAGACCACAGGUUCAUCUUUAUUAUAUAGAACUGAGUCACCAGAAACAUUGUUGAAAAAGACCACAGAAAGCCUUGAAACAAAAUUCCCAUCUGUUACUGCAGAUCCUGCAGUUUCUCAACACUCAAUAUUUAUAUCUCCAAAUGUUUCUUCUGCAUUGCCAUUUACUAAUUCAGACAUUGAUGAUGGUAUCACAGGCAGUGAAAAUAUGAUGGUAGAGUCAGUUCCUUCUUAUCAUAGAGCAACCUUGAUACCUGGGACGGCAACAUUCUUUACAACCACAGAGACAGAAAGUUCUGGAGGCAUCAUUGACGAUUUUAUUACAGAGUCAAACAUCAGAACAACUGCUGUCUCUUCCAUGUUUAGUGCAGAGAUUUCACCUGUGACUACAUCACAUAAAGAUGUAACAAUUGCUAUUUCAAAACCAUCAGCUACUGCUACUGCCCUGUAUAGUACCAUGGAAAGUUCAGUGUCUUCUGAAAUUCAAACAUCAUUAAGUACAGAUAAGGCUGGGAAAGUGAUGUUGACAACAGGGGCAACCUCUAUUCAGACCCCAGCAGAUCAAGAUGGUUCAGGUGAUCGAACCCCAGACACGUUCAUUCAGACAUCUUCUGUCAUUACUGCUACUCCCUCCUUCACUGAGGCGCAAACAUCAGGACUUCCUAAUGCAUCAUCAACUGUCACAACAACUGAGAUUAAUAAUGUGAGCACUGAGUCCAUUCCAUCUUUCAUUGGAUCAAGUAUAACACCUGAAAAAGAAUCAUUUGCCAGUGCCACUUUUACAGAAAGUUCUGGAGACACAGUUGAUCUCACUGGAGAGUCGUUCAUUUUAGCCACUGCUUCCUCUUCAUUGUAUAUAACUGACAUCCCAGCAGUGACAACAUAUAAGGAAAUACCUUCUAAGCAAACGAGUGACUGGUCAGUCACACCAGGAACCGGUUCAGUUGCAAAGACCACAGGUGAACAACUCACAAAUAUGCAGAGCAAAGUCACUGCAUCUCCAGCAGCUUCCUCCUUGUUUAGCACAGAGAAAAAAACAGAACUGCCAUUUGAUGAAAAGGACACUGUUGCCUCAGGUUAUUCCCUAUACAACACUGACUCAAUGCCACAUGAAACAACAAGCAAUGAAACAAAAAAGGCAUCAGUUACAGAAGAACAUUCAGUUUCUGUGGCCUCUGUCCCAAUGAGCACUACAAUGUUCCCAACUGAUUCAUCUAUUAUAUACUCCGCUGUUUCAGACAUAGAUGAUGGAAUUCUGAGCAGUGAGACUAUGAUGGUUGAGUCUGUUCCUUCCAUCAAUUUCUCAACCAUCCAACCUGGAAUGUUAUCAGUUUCCAGUAGCACAGACACAGAUGGUUCUGGAGACAGUACUGGCUUCAGUGGAGAGCCAACAACUACUGUUUCUUCAAUGUUUCAUACAAAGACACCAGAAAUGACAGCAUCAUAUAAAGAUGAAACAAGCACAUUCUCAAAAACUUCAGCUGCUGAAGUUUCAUCUCUCGAAAGUACUGAGGCAUUAACAAAAGAACCUGCUGUAUUUUCUACUAUACCGGUAAUUCAGGUUAGCACAGAGUCAAUUUUAUCUUUCACUGGAUCAAGUAUGAUACCAGACACAGAAUCAUUAUUAGUCAGGACGAAUGAAGGUUCUGGAGCACUCUUUGGUCUUACUGGAGAGUCACCCAUUUCGACCACAACUUCCUCUUCAAUCUUUAUCACUGACAUCCCGGAAGUGACAGCAGCACCAUCAUCACCACAGGAGACAAUUCAAACAUUCCCAGAAAUGGAAGAAGAGAACUCGGGUGAAGAAAUAACACUGUCUGCAUAUCCUACUGCAUCCUCAUUGUUUAGCACAGAAAAGCCAACAGAACGACCACUUGAGGAAAAAAAAAAUGUCCCCAAAGGCUCAUCCUUGUACAGCACUGACUCCCCAGAUGCAAUGUCACAUCAAACAACAGAAAGCCUUCAAACAAAGUUUUCAUCAGUCACUCCUAUCACUACAACAGACACACAGACUUCAGGAGAUAUUAGUGAUGAGUUUACUGCGGAGCCAAAUAUCGUCAAACCUACUGUUUCUUCAAAGUUUAGUACACCAGCAGUGACAGCAGGAUAUGGUGGUGGAACUAGUGACUUUUCAAAGACAUCUGUUACUUCUGCAUCAUCUUUAUAUAGUACAAAGAAACCAACUACAGUUUCACCUACUCUUUCAGUCUAUGAGGGCAUUGAUGAAAACAGUAGUGACACCAUAAUGGUUGAGUCCCACAGUGGAUCAACUAUUAAAACUGGAAUGGUGCCGUACUUCACUACUCCAGACACUGAGAGUUCUGGAGACAGUACAGAGGAAUUCUUGAAAAAGUCAACAAUCACCACUGUUUCAUCAAUGUUCAGUACUGAGACACCAGCAGUGACAACAUCACAUGAUGAUCAAACAAGCGCCGUUUCCAAAACAUCAACACGUGUGUCAUCCAUCCACAUUACUGAUAAACCUUAUUCAUUCUCUCCUGAAAUACCAAAGUCUGUGACUUCAGCACAGAUAGAUGGACUAUUGUACACAAGUGGGACAAGGCUUUUCCCAACCUCAGGUGAUCAUGAAGGGUCAGGUGAUGAAACCCCAGAUCCUUUUGCACAAACAUCUUCCCCAUCAACAUCUUUGGUCUCCAUCACAGAGACAGCUGAAGGAGUAGAAAAUGACCAAGCAACCAAACCCAUGAUGUCUUCAUACUCAAAUGAACCACCUGCCACUCCCAUUUCUAUUGUAAAAAGUUCUACUACAGAAUCUUUACUUAUAACGCCUGUUUUGUCAUUCACUCUUCCAGACAUUGAGAGUGACAUUAGUAGCCAGACCCACAUUGUGGAAUCCAUUCCUUCUCACAGUGGAACAACCAUUAAAUCUGAAAUCAUUCAAGAUAUUGACAGCUCUGGUGACCACACUUUGGACUAUUCUAAACUCCGAUCAAGUGAAACAACCACUGUCUCAUUCAUGCCCAGCACACCUACGCCAGUAACAACAGGAUCAAAUGACUAUGUUGCUGUUACUGUAGUGUCUACGUCACACAGCACAGAAAAAAUAACAUCAAUGUCAACUGAAACACAAGAAACUGUUAAAACAAGUCAUACAGAAAAAACAAUAGCUGCAUUUGGAUCAACAACAGAUGAAAAGAUAAUCUCAGAUGUUUCCAUCGAGGAUAAUGUUAUUAUAAUAAGCCCUGCUGCUUCACUCAGCCCUGAGAAACAAACACCAAAGCCAAGGAUGCACACGUCUGGUUAUGUGGAAGGCUCUACUGAAGCAACUCAUAGGUCUUAUCUAUCCAGCCUGUCUGCAUUGCCAGGAACCACUGCUGUAACACUUCCACAGUCAACAGUCACACAAGCUCAAAAACUACAGAGCACUGAAAAACCUUCAGUUAUUCCAAUCAUAAAUGAAUUUGAUGCAACUUCUGCAGUUAUUCUGACAGAACACAACAGCUCAAAUGGGCAGACAACUGAAAUUUUAACAGAGGAAUCAUCUGGCUUGCCUUUUUUGCCAACUACAGACAGCAUAAUGGAACACAGCAGCCACUCUGCUAUUGUGAUUGGAACCUCACAGGAAACAGCCACUAAAUCUCCAAUGUCCCUUAAGCCUUCCAUUCAAAUAAUUGAUGACACAGAGCGUAUUGAUGAAAACCCAGAUUUGACCAAAGUCACGGGGCAAAAAUCUACAACCAUCUCUUCAAUGUUUAGUACAGCAAAACCAGCACUAUCAACGGCAUUCCAUGCAACAAGUGCAAGUGACAGCUCAGAACUUCUGGUUACUACAGAGUCUUCCCAGGAUAGCACUGAGAACUCAACUGUACCUGCUACAGGUAAAACAGAAAAACCCAUAGUAACUCCUGAAACAUUAUCUAUGUCCCUCUCCACUGCAUUCACUGAAGAACCUCCAUUUCACCCUGCCGCUAACAUUGCAACGACAUCUGUAUACAGCACGAUGGAAGAUGCAGUGACGAUCAUUUUACUUACCAGUACAACAGAUUCCAACACAGAUGUUACCAAUGUCGAAGAGGGCUCUGGAGCGACACACUUUACUUUUGCCAGCACCAAGUUCCCAGCCCUUUCAAAACACAGCAUCAACACUGACAUUAAUUCACUUGAAUCCGUGCCUCCCACAAGAACAACUGUUGACCCUACCAGCACAGCUUCCGUCCUAGACUCACUAUUCACAAAUGAAGAAGGUUCAGGUCAUUUACCUAGUGCUCCAGUUACAACCAUGUUCAGCACAGGGGAACCCAAAUCAACAGUUUCUUCCGCUGAGGUUCAUACUGAAAAGACAGCAAGCCAAGUUCUUACAGAAUAUGUAAUAUUUACAACAAAUAAGCCACCAUCAUCUGAAGCCCAAACAAAUACCGUUGUAAAACCUCAAGUGACCUUAGUGUCUUCUCUGUUCAGUACUGAGAAACCAACAUCAAUGCCCUCAUUUGAAAGUAAAAACACAUCCCCCUUAUCUUCUGCAACAGAACAAAGUCAGAUAUCUGAGAGCCAGAGUGCUGGAAGCUCAGAAGAUGCCAUAUCUGCCGUCACAAUUGAAAUCCCCCAAGAAAAACCAAUGGAAGAAUUAUCUGUAGAGCAAACGACCUUGUCAAGACCCACCUUCAGACCAUCAAUCACAUACGCACAGGUUGAAGAAGAAAGUUCAGGUGAUCCCCAUAUAUUUGAAGGAACUCAUCUCAUGGUAACCCCCAGCUUCACUGUGUUAACUACAAAAGAAACCUCUACUUAUGAUGACAUGGAGUUGUCUGGGCUUUCACCUGAGGAUGACUUAGAGACAAGUUCAGAGGGAUCAGGUGGGGAUAUACCCAUUGAUACAACAGAUGAGACGGAAACUGACAGGAGUACAUCUGAUUCAUCAACACACCCUAGCAAACAGCCCACCAAGGAAUUUGUGUCAUCAACUAAAUCUCCAAGUACAAGUGAUGAGAUUUACUUUACUGAGCAAGGAAGUGGUGUCUUCACUGAUGAUUCCACAAUGGAAGAAGAGAGUUCUGGUACUGACCCUUUUAGCAUGUCAACAUCUCUGCCAAUAGCAACAUCCUCAGUGCUUGACACGACUGUAGCAUCCACAGUUCAAAUCACUCUUUCACCCAGUGCUGUUACUGAGCGCAGUUCAAGUGAGUAUACUGACACUGAACCUGCAAGCAAUGCAGCUUCUUCUUUGUACAACACUGUGAGCGCAACAGCGUUUUCACCUGAGACGCAAACAAGAUCAGAGUAUAAAGAAGAGGAUGGCUCAGGUGAACAUUCCCAAAAUGUGCGCACAGAUGUUUGGACUACCAUGUCCUCAAAGACAGCAUCCCAUGAAAUUACAUCUACUGAAAAUGAAACAACAGUUACAGUACCUUCUGUUCACAUCACAGAGACCCCAUUAACAGCAACAGCUGUGACUGCAGGGUCUUCUCUCUAUAGCACAGUGAAGCCAACGGCAAAUGUGGUGUCUUCUACCCAAUCAGUUGUUACAUCCAAAAUUGAUGAAUCAUCGUUAGAUUUCACAUUGGUAGAAAAGGAGAGUUCUGAUGGCCAAACCACAGAGAAUUUCACUGCCAAUCCGUUUGUGAUGACCAUGACAUUUGGAGAGGCAACGGGUGAAAUCAAAACAGUUUUUUCGGCCACUUCAACCACAGAUGAGAAGAUUUCCUCACGAGAGAUGCGAUUAACUUCCAGCACCCCUGAGAUGACACAUUCUCCCAUUUUUAGCACUGGUUCUGAUGUAAUAACUGUAGCUGAGGGUGCAACACAAUCAGUCUUAACAACUCCCCUCCCCUAUUCCAUUGAUGUUGACAGUGCAAGAGGCCUAACCACAAUCAUCCCUAGCAGUGAACACGAUGAAUUCACAACUGUGCCAACCCCAAUUCCUUCAAUUGUAUAUCACAGCAUUACAGACCAACAGGUUGUUAUCGUUACUCCCAGCAGCCAUGCCAAGACUGACCUAAAAGAACAAACACCUACCAUGGUCCUCCAUGUGUCUAAAUCAUCAACCAGCAAACCAAUUAUCUUUACCGAAGAUGCAAAAGAUGAACACCAACUCUUUGCUUCAGUUACACAGGGUACACAAGAAGGAAGUCCAUCUCCAGAGCUCAUCACCAACACUGAUAUCAUUAUUGAUGCAGAUAACAUUUCCAUUGUCGCCUCUUCGCCAUUUAACCCAACUAUUCAGACAGAGGAUGCCGCUGGUGUCACAGCAAUUGAAAUGACACAACAAUUGCAGGUGACAGAAGAACCAGAGGGAUCAGGAACUGAUGCCAUCAACUUUGUCAAUCCUACACCUGUAACUUUACACGCCUCGACCACCUCUGAAUAUUCCCCAUCCACAUCCGAUAUUACAGUAACAGCCACCAAACACACUGAAACAUCAUUAUCUCAAACCAGCCCAGCUAUGACUGUCUCAAUAAAAUCAAGCAAUGAAGUAUCAUAUAACAACACAACACCACACCCAGAUUCCAAGCAAGUGGAUGAUGAUGACAAAAAAAAAUACUUUCCCACGGCCAUUGCAACCACAAGUUCCGAUGUGAGUGCAUCGUCACAAGUCUCUGGACACCCAGUCACUGUUGUACUACACACAUCAGUGUCUACUGAGCCUGCUUCAGUCAAACCAACCAGUCAAGCAUCUCAUGAAGAGUCAUCAAGUGGCUAUGAAUCAGAUGAAGGUUCUGCAGUGGAAGACCUAAUUAGCACUGAAACCAUAGCAGCAACAGCAUCAACAUCCUCUGGAUGGACCCAGGCAACAUCACCAGCUUCUUCAAUGUUGAGCACAAAUAACCCUGAAGCUAUUGAUGAAACAGCCACAGAUGAAAGUCUACAAAGUCCUUCAUCAUCUCUCGAUAGUACAGGUACAGCCACUGCUGUACAAGAUGUUACUGACAUCUCAGUUAAGGAAAGGCUGACUGUUUCAACUGUGAAGCCUCAAACAAUAUCAUAUGCAGAUUCUUCACCUGAGAUUGGGAGUGGGGAGUUGGAAAUAGUAAAUGCAGCUUCAAGUCUCUACAGCACUGAGAAGCCAUCUGUCACUUCCUUGGCUGAUAUUACUGAAACACAAUCACAUGACCACACCUAUGUUUCAGAGCCUCCUACACAAACAGCGACUGCUCCUUAUAGCACUUACCAGAGUCUCUCCACAACAUUUUUAUAUCCUUUAGAUGUGAAGGGUUUUGCUGAUGAGAACGCAGAUAAAACAACAGCUUCAUUGACCAAAGUGACAUUUGAGAGUGAAACUACUGUAGCAAGUACAGAAUAUACUCGGUCCAGCACGCAUAAUGAUGAAACAACAAAGUUGGAGGAGGUAACGUUGUCAAAAACAGUUUUGCCUUCCUCUGAUGGAAGAGCGUUGUUCCCAUCACAGAAUGACAGCACAGUAGACUAUGUCACUUCCUCAUUUACAGAUGACUCGUUUUCUACAUCAACAGGACCUUCUGUAGAAAGCACAUCAAACCCUGACCCAUUUAUCCAAUUUGUUACCACUUUUGUCCCAUUACUGAAUACUACCCUGUCCGAGAUUUCCUUCCACCCGGCCAGGUCUGAGAUUACAUUCACUCAUCAUCCCAAUGUUGCUGAAACUAGUGUUGUAGCCACAACAAGCCCAAUGUUGCCCGUUGAGGGGUCAAGUCAGUAUUAUGAACCUAGUGGUGUGCCUACACAGGCAUUAGAAGGAUUAGAAGAUAGAAAAGCUGAAGAAUCAAGUUAUGGACCUUCAAUUACUGAUGCUGCAAUUACCUCACCUCAUUCACAUGAAAUGGAGGACAUCGAAGCAUCGAUCCCUCCUGAGGUUGAAUCUAUAACAACGGCUCCAGAAACUGUUCAGACUGCAAAAUCAGAAGAAGAAACUGCUGAGACUGAUUCAUCUAUGAAUGUGCCAUUGAAAUCAUCUCCUGAAAGUCCAAGCAAACAAAGCCUCCAGGAAACAACUGAAUCAUUCUCAGCACAACUUGAUAUUACUCACUCACCAGCAUUAUCAUCACUGCCAAGUACUGCGACUCCAAACGUGGCUUCCAUUUUAAAUGUUACUGAACAGUUUGGCUCUGGGAAGACUGUGGAUCAAACUGGUGAGCCAGAUACAUUUGAUGAAAGUUCAAGCUCUUCAGAAAGUGGAGAGAUGUCUGCAUCAGCAGAGAUAAGUCUUUUCACAUCAACGGAAGAAGAUGGUUCAGGGGUCACAAUAACAAGCGUCUUGGAUGCAGACUUAGCGAGUCCAACUACGUCAUUCGGCACAUCAACUCAGACACAGUCAUCAUAUGAAGACACGUCUGACCAACUGUCAACUGAGACACCCAUGACAAAGACAUUUUCAACACAAUCCCGUGAUGUGACAAGCACUGUUGAGGCGCAAAGUUUUAUUGAAUCAGGAUCGAGAGAUGCUGAUAGUGAGGAGACACAAUACAUGGACAUAACAAGCACACAGGACCCUACUGGUCUGACAGUGUCUGGAGAAACUUCUACAGACCCUAAAACAGUAGAAACAACAGCGCCUGUAGAACAUAUCUCAGAUGAAAUCGUCUUUGCUGAAUCUACUGAGACACCCAUAUAUACAUAUAUAUAUACAUAUUCGACACAGUCCCCGGAUGUGACGAGUACUGUUGAGUUACCCAAGACACCAACUUCUAUUGACGCUGGAUUGACAGAUGUUGACAGUGAGGAGACACAAUACAUUGACUUAACAAGCACACAGGACCCCACUGGUUUGACAAGUUCUGGAGAAACAUCUACAGACCAUAAAGCCGUGACCACAAGAAUGCCUGAAGAACAUAUUUCAGAUGACGAUGCCCUUCCCGGAUCAGUGCCAUCACAGGAAAGUAUUUCAGUACAAUUUGUCACAACAUUUUCUCCGCAACAAAACACAACACCCCCCCAGGAAUCAUUAGAGCAAGCACGUUCAGAGGUUUCACUGACCCAUCGCCCUCACACAGAUAUCUCCUCUGUGGAUGUAUCACCAACCAGUUUUGUGUUUACAAGUCAGUUCAGCGAAUCAACGACCAUCCUUGCUGCUUCUAUUUCAGCUGUUGAUCCUGGAUCUGCCUCUGUAGAACAAGCUACAAUUGAACCUACCGAUGAACAAGUUUCAAGUGGUGAAAAGACUGAACCAGAAAUGAUAACACAGUCUCCAGCUGACAACAUUUAUGAAGGUAUCGGUGAGGAGACCCCAGAUUAUGAUGUAACAAAUCCCAACAUAGUGGAGAGCAUUCCACACGACAAUGACAGGACAACAACGACCGAAGUAACAGUGCAUACUACUAGUCAAGCUGCUAAGCCUUUUGACUCAGUCAGCAGCCUGGACGAACGCAUUGGUACAACCAGCACAGAGAGUCUGUCCAGAAAUGUAAUGACCACAACAAAGCCAAAAUCUGAUGAAAUCCAGACGGUCUUCAAGGUAGAUGCUACUACCACAUCUUCAAAGGUGGAGUCUGCUGAAGUUCACCGCACUUCUGUAGAAGAGGAAGUUCCAGAAGCAACAGAAAGACCUUCAAUACCCCCCCAAGACCAUAAAGAAUUCACAGUGACACCAGUUGAACAUCAAAGCCAGAACAUAUUGUCAGUUUCUUCAGUGACACCAACUCAGCCAUCAUUCUCUGGUAAUGAUGACAAACUAGACAGUGACAUAACUACACAGUCAUCUCUUAGCAGAGGAGAAUCACCAAUCAAAGGGGAGGACACAACUUUGCCUCCUGAUACGGAUCUUGAUCAGGGCCACACCAUUUUGGGAGUGGCUGUUGAAAUUCCAGGAAUUAACUCUUGUACUGAAAACAUGUGUCAGAAUGGAGGAUCCUGCUACAUGAGUGGCAGCAUUCCUGCAUGUAGCUGUGCACCUGGUUACAGCGGUGAUCAUUGCGAUACGGAUAUUGAUGAAUGCCAGUCCAGCCCUUGCCGCAAUGGGGGAACAUGCAUUGAUGGAGUGGCUUGCUUCACAUGCGUUUGUUUACCAAGCUACUCUGGACUGUUUUGUGAGGAGGACACAGAGACGUGUGACUAUGGCUGGCACAAGUUUCAUGGCCAGUGCUACAAGUAUUUCCCCAGCAGAAGAAACUGGGACACAGCGGAGCGAGAGUGUCGCAUGCAUGGGGCUCACCUGACCAGCAUCCUCUCCCACGAGGAGCAACAGUUUGUAAACCGUCUUGGACAGGACUACCAGUGGAUUGGCCUGAAUGAUAAGAUGUUUGAUAGUGACUUCCGAUGGACUGAUGGCAGCCCUACGCAUUAUGAAAACUGGAGGCCCCAGCAGCCUGACAGCUUCUUCUCUUCAGGAGAGGACUGUGUAGUAAUGAUCUGGCAUGAGGACGGCCAGUGGAAUGAUGUUCCGUGCAACUACCACCUCACCUUCACUUGCAAGAAGGGCACAGUGGCAUGUAGCCAGCCCCCGAUGGUGGAGAAUGCACGGACCUUUGGUAGACAACGUGAUCGCUACGAGAUCAACUCACUAGUGAGGUACCAGUGCCGGAUAGGCUACAUUCAGAGGCACCUUCCGGUUAUCCGUUGUCGUGGGGACGGACACUGGGAUGCCCCUAAAAUCUCCUGCGUUAACCCAUCCAACUAUCAAAGAAGCUUCUUCAGAAAACAUCAACACAAAAGUCUGUACAGCAUCAACAACUUCAAACAAUGGCCAGGUCAGGCCUUCCGUCUCCACCAUCAGCGCUACAGGGUACAGAGAGAUAAGACUGAACACAAGCGGAAGAGUGUGUGAUUCCAAAUGCACUGUCUGUGGCUCUAGAACAAUUUGUUACUUGUGUGGGGGAAUAAAGGAACAAGCACAAGGGAAUACAAACAAUCCAAGAGGACUUUGCAUUCUGGAUGGACUCUUAUGAAGUGCCUUUUAAAGAAGAUGACUUUUUGCAACCAAGAGACACUGUUUUCUAAUACCAGUGCCUGUGUGGAGAAAUACUUUCAGCUGGCUACUGGAAAUACAAAAAAAGUACAAAUAUAUAUUUUUUAAUACUGCUGGCUGUUACAUAUCACAUUUGUAUUCCAACCGUGCUAUUUAAAAAUCACCGUAAGUGUUCCUUAUUCUUUGGAAAAAAAAAGGUUGUUGUGAAUUUAUAGCGCUUAUGUUAUGUAAAUGAAAUCUUGAUGUUGUCAUGCUGUUUGGUGGACAAGUUUAGCAAAGCUGGAGGCAUCAGAGAUGAUCAUGCAAAAAAAAUGUGUUCAAAUAAAAGGGACAGAUGUAAUUUUGUUAUUUUCUCAUCAUGUAAGUGUCUGUUUUGAUUCAAACCAAGCCGAGGCAGCUUACAAAGGUACCGACCUGAAAUCCAAUUCUCAUGUUUUUAAUGGAAAGAUUUCUAUGGAGAGUUUUUUAAUUAAAUACGGUACAGUGCAUUCCAGACGUCGAUGCUGCUGUCUGGGUUCACAGCACAAUAAAGCCUUUAUCACCUAAUGCACAACUCUUUUUUUUUUUUUGCUAUGACAUGUUUACAAUAACCGUAAUGCUGUUCAUGUUUAUGCACCAAAGAGUCUCGCUCUCAUCUGCUGCUUUUGAGCUAUACUUUGUGACGUCUAUUAUUGAGAGAAUGUAUUUUGUGAAACGCUUCCGAAGACUUGAACGUAACAUCUGUUUAAGCAGAGAUGCAUAUAAUUUAUUUCCCAGAUCAUCUCCUUAAAUGUUUCUAGUCCACUCACAGACUAUUUUAUCAUUUGACCGUUCAAUGCAUUUAAUCUUUUCUGAUGUUCAUGCAUGUCUUCCACAAUAGGACUGACAAUGUCUCAGUGGACCAAAUAAGAUGGAGGGCCUCUUCAGCUGCGACAAUGUUGCGUACCACAGACAUAAUAAUGUACGUGUUGAUGCAGUCUUGUUUAACAGACACAUGUUUGUUUUUGUCUGCCUGUGAAUGUCUCAGCCUUAAUGUGCACAUAUCUUUUUUGUAUUUAUAACAUUAUGUUUCUUGUCACACUGUGAAUGUCUGUUUUUUUUUUUUAAGAGGUCACGCUGUU